Candidula unifasciata is the source of this 765-nucleotide messenger RNA. The record is from the annotation of a GenBank genome assembly. Lineage: Eukaryota; Metazoa; Mollusca; Gastropoda; Stylommatophora; Geomitridae.
AUGGCUGAAAACAGGCACAUAAUGGAACAACUUGGGGAGAAGUUGGGCGUAGACAGAAAAGUAAUCUGUAAAGCUCUGGAGCUCAGUGAGCUGUUGGAGGCACGUGCUGGGAUCGCUUCUCUGUCAGCCUUGAGGCUGACCGGCUCCUGUAGACAUGUAAUUUGCCUGGACCUUGCUGCAAAAACCUCUGGGCACAGUUUGAACCAAGUAGACGCUGUGAAGUUGUCCAGCAUGAACAAGAAGUCCUACAGCGAGGCCGUCAAGGUUAUUUCCAGCAUGUUGAAUCUGGAAGAAAAGAUGACUCUCCGAGAACUGGCAGUACAGUUUGGCUGCACUGGGGCUGUCAGCCUGGCCACAGACACAUUACAGAGGUAUAUCUCCGACCAGUGUGGAGAUGUGGACUUCCAUGCCCCCAUGUUUUUAUGUGCUGCUGUCCUUGUAGCUUGCCGAAAACUCAAGCAGAAAAUCGACGUUGUCAAACUUAAGGAGCGCAGUGGGGCCAAAAAGGCAACUUUGGACAGACUUACUGCACAACUAGGAAAAUAUGUAGACGCACCCGUUGGGAAGACGGUAAGAGCCACCAGUCACAAGAGGACUUUGAUAGACAUGGUAGAAGCUGACAUACAAGCUGAUGAAAGAUCGCAAACACAAAGAUUAGAGGAGGAUGGAGAAGACAGGAAAGAUGCUAGGCAACAGAAGACAUCAGAGGCAGAUUAUCAAGAGUGGAAGCGGAGAAUCCUGGCCAGGGCAGCCAAAACUUCUUGA